AUGGAAGGCGAAAUUUCAGCAGCCGUGGACGAAGGGCAGAACCGUACUUUCGCAGCAUCGUCUCCCGAGAUAGUUGAGAUCGAAGAGGAAACUGAGGGCACGGCUGGAGGGGCAACAGAUGUUUACGUGGCCGUAGGAAAAAAUGACUCGCACGUAGUCAAAUGGGCUCUUGACCAUGCUUUGUCCCCCGGUGGCCGACUUUUCCUCGUGCACGUUUUUCCGCAAAUCACGUACAUAUCCACGCCAGUCGGGAGGCUGUCGAGAAGCCAGCUCAGCAAAGAACAGGCACAAUAUUACAUAAGGGAAGAGAGCAACAAGAGGAAACACAUGUUAGAAAAGUACAUUCAGCUCUGUAACGAGUCCAAGGUAGCUGUGGACACAAUGCUUGUCGAGAGCAAUGCAUCGACCAAGGCCAUCUUGGAACUCAUUGCCGUUGCUAAUAUAACCAAACUUGUCAUGGGGACUAAGCAAUCUCCCUUGUCGAGGCUAUCAAGGAAAGGCCUAGGGCUGGGAAAAGGAGAAUAUGUUCAAAAGUAUGCACCCAAGUCUUGUGAUGUUACUGUGAUUUUUUAUGAUGGCAAAAAAAUGAAGACUCGUUCUUCACAAGUCGGCCCAAAUACCGAAAAGCACUUUCUUGAGUGUGUAUGCUUUUCAAGCAAAUCCAAUCCAUCAGAUUAG
Molecule: messenger RNA, 678 nt
Organism: Striga hermonthica
Lineage: Eukaryota; Viridiplantae; Streptophyta; Magnoliopsida; Lamiales; Orobanchaceae
Source: the annotation of a GenBank genome assembly